AUGGACACACAGUUCAUGGCCUCCAUGAUGCACGCUCUGCCGGCGCUUUCGAGCCAAGGCUCUCCUUACGUCGCUUCUGACUCGAGCGCCUCAACCAAAGUAGCCUCGAGGGAUUCUGCUGUCGGUCUCGGCUUGCCCAGAGAGCAUGCAGAAUCAACGGCCUCCAGCACAACCACUCGGGAACGCUUUCACGACUCGUACGAGUCUGCCCAAGAUCCAUACGUCGCCCCAGACAUUCGCGACGAUACAGACGCCUCUUCGGUCGAAGAUGUUGGAGCUGAGCUCACACCAGACCGCAGAGAGAGCGUGCCCUACGAGACAACGAGCAAACUCUUCCCCGCGCCUCGAACUAUCGUACAGCACGAUCAGACAAAGUCAAAUCUGGCCAGUUGGGCGCCCACGGCUGCACCUGUUCCGACGCAGACUGAUAAUCUGCCCGAGGUCGGCGAAUCCAACAUGACAGCGCUACCUAUCUCGAAAGUACAGCAAGAGCUCAACUCUGGCCUGCUUGCCAUGAUGUCACUACAGAUCUUCGAAGAUUUGCUGAAGGAUCCCUUGGGACGGCAUCGCUUUCGAGAGUGGUACAUCACCAACAGGGGACAUCCUGGCAAAAUUGACAUGUAUUGGGACGCGGCCGUCUUUGCGCGCCUGCUCACGCAACUCUCCUUGGGCGCCACGGGCAUCCGGCAUCUCUACGUUCAAGACGGCGCGCCCUUGCCCGUCCAUCUGACAUCGGAAGCCGAGAAGGAAGUCACGAGCACGCUGCUACAGCUCGAAGCCGUGCAAUCCUCCUUCCAGAUUGCGCAGUCUGAGAUUCUGCAAGAGAUGUAUGCCUCAGAGUUUCCGGCGUUCGUGAAAGCCAAGCUCGUGCAAGAAGCGCAUGUGCAACUUGGCAAGCUACGGCUCGACGCAGAAGGCAAUAGCUCCGGGCUAGGCGACUGCUGGUGUUUGACGAAUCCGAGACUCAAAGAUCAUCCUAUCGUCUUGGCUAGUCCUGGCUUCGAGGAUCUGACUGGGUACACGCGCGAAGAGAUCUGCGGACGGAACUGUCGCUUCUUGCAAGGUCCAUCGUCCUCGCAAGAAUCGGUGGGACGGAUCCGCGAUGCGCUCAACCGUGGCGAAGGUUGCAGCGAAUUGAUCCUGAACUACAGGCGAUCAGGCCAACCUUUCUACUGCUUGCUGACCAUCAUGCCACUGAAGUCAAAGUCAGGCGACAUCGUUUACUUCCUUGGCGGCCAAGUCGACGUUGGUUCCAGCUUUGCCAACAAGGGAAAUCUCAACGCUUUCCUGCUCGGCGGAGCAGAGGCCACGAAUACUGCCACCGGUAACAACAGCUUUUCGCCGACGAUGGUCGCCUAUAAUUCUGCUUUGGCUUCGGGUAUGUCGGCAAAGCAGAGCUAUCGUUCGGCAAGUCAGCGAGCUGCAGCUGGCACGCUCUAUCAGGACGGCAAUGACGACAAGUCGCUCUAUGAUGCUGUCCAGCCGAGGAAGACCUUAGCUUCUCGUAUCUUCAGCACUGGUCGCAGCAAGCGCAACGUGUCUUCGGCCACUAUGACGCCCAAGCAGGGCAUCGUCGGCGCGGAAGCUUCGCUUGGCGCUACCACUUUGCCAAUCGAUCAACAGAUCGAACGCUUCGAGUCUGCCUACACUCGCGUGCUCGUCUUCAGACCUAUCAAGACGAAACUCGAAGUUCUCUUCCUGACGCCUAUGCUCUUACAAUAUCUCGGGCAGACAGAUUAUAAUGCCCAUCUUUCCCGAUAUGUCCAUAAAGAUCUCUUGUCGCUCUUGACAGCUGGCACCAAAGAGGCCACGCGAGCCAUGCGACGAACUGUGCUUGGUCGAGUCAUGCUCGGCAAGCCUUACUCGAUCGAAUCCGUUGGCGUCAAAUGCCUCCAUCAGGCAAAGUUGCUCAGAGAGGCAGACUACACGACCAAGUGGACUCGACUACAUAUCACGCCACUUCAGGAACGACAAGGCAAUGUCGUCGCCUUCACUGCUGUAUUUGCUUGA
Messenger RNA from Mixia osmundae IAM 14324, 2010 nucleotides. RefSeq lists its product as uncharacterized. Gene Ontology annotation, cellular component: nucleus. Bases 1 to 2010 code for a protein of 669 amino acids. Lineage: Eukaryota; Fungi; Basidiomycota; Mixiomycetes; Mixiales; Mixiaceae. The record is from RefSeq and is a predicted model, not a curated record. The transcript has 2 exons.